ACAAAACAAGUUAAACAUAGCUUCAAAUUAUAAUUAAAUUUGUUUAACAAUGUCUCUGAAGAUUUUGUUAAAGAUAAUUGUUUUACUUUGUUGUGAAUCGGUGUUAGGACAUUUUUCACAACUUAAUGAAUAUCGUUAUGACUACAAACAUAUCUCAGAAAUUGACGGAUGGAUAAAAAUACAUUUGUUUCCCACAAAAUGGAAAGACGCUCGCCUCCGUUGUCAAUUUGAAGGCGCAGUGCUGGCGUCACCAGAAACUCCAGCGUUAGCGUUGAUUUUAAAGUCAAUAGCGGCAGAGCGUUUCCCGUGCGGCUUGUACACAGGAGUCCACGCGACCUUCUCGCCAGGAGACUAUUUCUCUGUCGAAGGAACACCUAUUGCAAGAAUGCCGAUAGAAUGGGCCCCUAAUGAACCGGACAACCACGAGGGCAAAGAAGAGUGUAUAAUUCUGCAAGGUAACGGCACCGCCGCUGAUGUUGUAUGCACGGACUUAUAUCCCUACGUGUGCUACAGGAGGGGUCCAGUAACAUUAAAUGAAUGCGGCAGCGUUGACCCGGGUUACGUUUAUGAAAGAAGAACCGGCUCUUGCUAUAAGUUCCAUUACGUGGGCAGGAACUGGACGCGAGCGUUCAUGGCGUGCGCGAGCGAGGGUGCCCACCUAGCCAUCCCCAACAGCCAGUUGGAGACCACUGUGCUCGCAGAACUAUUUGGCCAACAUCCUGCUUCAAACAUAAGUGGCGUAAUAACAGACAUAGUGCACAUUGGCUUUCAGAACUGGGGAGAGAGACGAACUUGGACUACUAUUCAUGGCCAAUCACUCCAAGAGGCCGGUUACUCAACUUUCGAUCGUGCGCAGCCCGACUUCUUUGGACAUAAAGUAUUUUGUGGUGGAAUGUUCAGAAGCGGAAAACUAGACGAUUUUCAAUGCGAUGAACAGGCGCCAUUCAUCUGCGAAAAAUACCCUGACAGUUUACUUCGAAAAACACAUUCUACAUGAAUAUACUAUAUAGCAGUCUUCUUCA
This is a messenger RNA of Papilio polytes (common Mormon), 1022 nucleotides long. RefSeq names its product macrophage mannose receptor 1-like. The coding region runs from base 50 to 997 and encodes 315 amino acids. The transcript is spliced from 6 exons. The record is from RefSeq and is a predicted model, not a curated record. Lineage: Eukaryota; Metazoa; Arthropoda; Insecta; Lepidoptera; Papilionidae.